Messenger RNA from Corylus avellana, 1070 nucleotides. RefSeq lists its product as uncharacterized. NCBI's taxonomy places the organism in Eukaryota, Viridiplantae, Streptophyta, Magnoliopsida, Fagales, Betulaceae. The record is from RefSeq and is a predicted model, not a curated record.
AUGGCAGCCACAAAGGUAAGCCUGAAGCUUUUGAUAGAUAAAAAGAGCCAACGGGUGCUCUUCGCUGAAGCAGACAAGGAAUUUGUCGAUUUUCUCUUCAGCAUUUUCACUCUGCCGGUCGGAGUUGUCACCAGGCUUCUGAAAGACGGAGGCGGCAUGGUAGGCUGCUUGCCAAGCCUCUACCGGAGCAUUGAAAAUCUGAGUACUACUUACAUCCGACCAGACAAAGACAAAUGCUUUGUUCUAGAACCCAAAGUAAUCAUGCCCGGUGCUAAAGUCCCUCUCCUACUGCCAAACCUUGGGUCAACAUUCCGUCAAUUGUAUAGCUGUCCGAACUAUGCUUCCAAAUAUUACGUAACACUUGAUUGCGCUCGUAGCACUUACGUGGCUUACGAUCAAAAAACAGUUUGUCCUAAGUGCGACCAUUUCACCGAACGGAUGGUAACACUCUUAGACCCGCCAAGAGCAAUCAAGGCAUCCUCCGCUAGCGAGGAAGGUUAUGUGAUAGGGACGGUUAAAUACAUGGUGAUGGAUGAUAUGGAGGUGAAGGCCUUGUGUGCCACCUCUCUUGUCACUCUGCUUUCCCAGUUUGAUGUGAAGGAUAUCGAGGAGAAAGUGGUCGAUUUCGGCAUGGAUGAGGGUGUGAAAUUGCUCCAAGCUUCUCUACAUUCACAUACUGCUUUCACCGAUGUAUUUCUUCCGACAGAGAUCAUUAAAAUUGACGACUCAAUUAAGAAUGAUGGAUAAGUUGAAAUAUGAUUCACUAUCCAUGUCAGAAUGACUAAAUCAAGGGGAUUGGUUCUUGUGAAGGAAUCAUCAGAUUGUAGAAAAUAAGUCUGUAUUGUUGAAAAUCAGUGAUCAUUUGGUAAUUUGGUGUUCUUUUUAGUUGUAAUCAUGUUUCUCAUUCUGUUCCAUAUAUGAUUGUCUUUAUGUUCCAUCGAUCUGAGUCAAAUCUGGUGUGGUACUGAUGUUAAAUUUAUUAUGUUUAUGAAGCAGCACUAUGCUUUAUUAAAUUAGUAAGUAAACUUGUGUUAAUUAUGAACCGAUAUUGCUGAAGAUAAUUCGUAGUA